AAAGAAAAAUAACCGCUUUCUCCGUAUGACUUCUCGAACUGGUUGGUGUUUCCUCCGCCAUGUCUACCACCCUCGCGACUCCAACGACAUUCAACGCGACUUUGGGCCACAACGGCUCCGUUUCCACCGGCUUGGGUCAGCUGGCCGUCGAGCUGCCAGAAUGCGUUGCCCUCUGUAUCAGGAAUGAGUUGCCUAAAGCCGCAUGCAAUUCCGCAAAUUCAACCUGUGUCUGCACAAGCGAAAGUCUCAAUAACGCCAUUGGCGUGUGUGUAAAAGCUAACUGCACCAUUAUUGAAGCUCUCCGUACGUAA
This is a messenger RNA of Colletotrichum destructivum, 311 nucleotides long. Its product is annotated as Putative extracellular membrane protein, CFEM. NCBI's taxonomy places the organism in Eukaryota, Fungi, Ascomycota, Sordariomycetes, Glomerellales, Glomerellaceae. The record is from RefSeq and is a predicted model, not a curated record. The transcript has 2 exons. The coding region runs from base 60 to 311 and encodes 83 amino acids.